AUGCGGAAAAAUAAGGGGAGUAAUCUCGCUGUUAAACAGACUCCGGCACAUUUAAUCACACCAGAAGAACCGAAGGCCUAUAGUCAUAAGAAUAAUCCUAUAGAGCGUGGUAGUAAAGAAACAGCUCAGAAAUAUGGAAAUAGAGAACCAGAAAGUUCAUCUAUGGAAAAACAUCUGGGUUUACAAGAGAAAGGAAUAGGAGAGCAAAAAGAAAGAGGAAAGGAUGAAAAAAGGGAUCAAAUACCAUUAAGCGAAAUACCCUUACAUACGGUAGAAAGAAGAAACUCAACUGGAAAUGAUAUAUUUUACUCAUCCUUGAAAGAUACUAGAACAUUAGAACAAUCUAUCAUGGCCUUGAUUAAAAAACUAAAGGAUGAUGGACAUAGCGAGACUGUUGAAGUUACAGAUAGUGAAAUAGAAAAGGAGGAAAUAAUAGAGAUUUUAGGUCGUUCAUUGAUGGCCCUUUCACACUGGACCGUACAAGCACAACUGGCACAAUUACAGAGCAAAAAUAAUGAGAGAACAGCCGUGGAGACAAACCUAUUGAAAAAAGAAGUUGAACUUUUACAAGAUCGAAAUAACUUUUCCACUGUAGAAUCCCCCCCUUUGCCAAUAAGUAAAGUAGAAUACGUUCAGAAACCAGUUGUAGAAGAAGGAAUGAGGGUAAUUUAUCCUAGAAAACACUACGCAAUAAGCAAAAAACAACGUAAAACAACCAAUACAAUCAAGUGGAAAAAUCAAUUCAUUAAAACACCUUCAAACAAAAAAACCCCUUCUGAAUUAACACCAACAGCAACUACCAUAGAAAAUGAGGGAGUGAGUUUAUCACCAAAAAUCUCUUUUGUUGAAAAACAAAAUGAUUCCAUUGAAGAUUCUACCCAUAUUCACAAAGAGCUACCGACUAGGCGGACAAAUCCAUAUAAAUUAGAGGAGAGAAAUAAGAUACAGCCAAGAAUAAGGAGGAUAAGUGAUAAUCCGUCAGCGAAUGAAGGUGUAAGAAUUUUUCGACUACGGAAAACAUUAGAUGAUGAAAUCUGA
Messenger RNA from Naumovozyma dairenensis CBS 421, 1038 nucleotides. RefSeq lists its product as uncharacterized. The coding region runs from base 1 to 1038 and encodes 345 amino acids. The transcript has a single exon. NCBI's taxonomy places the organism in Eukaryota, Fungi, Ascomycota, Saccharomycetes, Saccharomycetales, Saccharomycetaceae. The record is from RefSeq and is a predicted model, not a curated record.